UAGAGGCGUAAACGACGUCGUAACCACGUUGCCACCCAAAGCCCCGCCUAACGCGACCCGGAAUUUCCUCGCAGGCAAUUUCUUCAUCAUCUUCUCUCCUUCCUUUCUCGUCGAGUCCCCGUGAUUCUCUUGCUUCCUGAAACCUCUCAGAAUGUACAAAUCAAACCCUAAUUCCUUCAAUUUGCCUCCUAAAUCCACCACCGCCAACUCGCGCUUGACUCAGAAGCAACUCAUAGACUCGCUCGCCUCUCACAUCUCUCUCUAUCACUCUCAUUCUCUAAAUUCCGGCUGCAAUCGGAACCCUAACUCUAAUUACAGAGCCUCGAUCCUCAAAUGGUUCUCUGCUCUCACCGUCCAUCAACGCCAGGCUCACCUGACCACCGUCGACGUCAAAUUUACGCAGCUCCUCAUUCAAAUGCUCGGAAAGGUCCGCACACAAGGCUGCGGCGUCUUCAUCGUCCUCCCAGAUAUCCCCUCAUCUGAUCCACCUCACCUUCCAAGCCUUUGCUAUAAGAGGUCACGUGGCCUUUUGUCUCGAGUCGCCGAGUCAAAUGAGUCUGAGCGCUUGAUUUUCGAGUCUACCUGGUUGUUUGGCUCGAGAGAAGGGGAAAAGAUCGAGGAGUGUUCGUGUUCGAUAAAUUGUCUUGAUUCUGUGACCGUGAGUGAGGACUUUAUAGAAAAUGUAGAUCAUUUCGUUGCUGCAAUGGAUAAAGUAUCCAAUGGGCGAUUUUUGAGGGGUCAGGAGAGCGAAUUGGGAUCAGAUUGGGUGGAACUUGAAUGGUUGAAAGACAAGGGUUAUUACAGUCUGGAGGAUUUUGUGGCGAGUAGAUUAGAGGUGGCCUUGAGAUUAGCUUGGUUGAGCUGUAGUGGUGGUAAGAAAAGGGGGGUGAAGUUGAAAGAGAAAGUCAUCGCUGCAGGGGUGGCUGCAAAUGUAUUCUGGAGGAAGAAAGGAUGUGUGGAUUGGUGGAGGAAGUUGGAUUUGGAAACCAGGAGAAAGCUCUCAACUGUGGCAUUGGGGAAAGCUGCCAAAUUCCUGACACUUGAGAUUUCAAAGGGGAAAAGCUCUGUUAUGAUGGAGGAGAUGUGGUCCCUUAGUGCCGGAGUGGAACAAGCAUCGAGGUAUAAGUGUUCAGACUCAUCACGAAGCCAUACUGUGACAAAUACAGCUUAUACUGGAUUUGGCUUAUCAAUUAAGCCUCCUUCUGGUCAUGGAAAAUCGAAGGCCCUCAUCGAGAUUCUUAAUCAAUUAAUUGUUCUUCAGGAUGUCCUUAGUCUUGUGUCAUCAUGUUGGCAUAGUGACCAUAAUAUAGGGAAGGUUUUCUUCACGACACUGGGAUGUCUUGGUACCACUUCUGAUUGUGUAUUAAGAAAAAUGAGAGCAUUAAUUAUGGUUAUUUCACUUGAUUGCAUGAAAAUCGAACUUCUUGAAGAAGAUAAUUCUAAGUCUCUGCCUACUAAAUCCAAAGAAAAGCUCAGUUCAUGCAGUAAGAAAAAGAAGGGGAGAACCCAUAACAUGAAAAAGCUAAAUCCUGGGGCAGGUUCAGGUGCAGAUGACUUUUUGUCCGACAAACCUUUCAAGGAUUUUGAACGUGGAUUGGCAUGUAAAGAGAGAGAAGAUUUGGUGGAGUCAUCCAAUGAGAUGCAUGGUACACUUCAUGGGAAGGAAGGUCAAAGAGAGACAUCAUUUUCAGCAGUGGAAAUGGAACAUGACCAAAGAAUGGUUGUCGGAAAGGAACGAUCUACUGCAAGGAAGUGUAGGAAAGAAAAAAAGAAAAGUAAAAGUUCUGGUUUUAAAAAUCCAACUGAAGUGAAAAAUUCAACAAAAUCAGUUGCAACUGGCCCCUCUUCCUCUGUUUCUUCUGCAGCCGAGGCAGCGAAGGCUGCAUCUGCCCAUUCGACUGUCCAGACUGUAUCUGAUGAAAAGCUUAAUGUUGGCAACAUCGUUGAAGAACAUUUAAGUGUUAGAAGGUCUUCUUUGGAACCCCCUAGGGGGUAUAUUUUCACUGAAAGCAUCCAAGAAGAUUGUUCAUGUCGUUCUACUGAAGAUCUAUGUCAUGGGGGUACAGACUACAACCAGGUUUCAGGCAUUCUGAAGAAUCAUACUACACUUGGCAGGCUAGGAAUAUCAAGUUGUAACAUCGACAGCGAUGUUAUUUCUGCCAUUGAGCCUGCAUUGGAGCUUGAUAGUGUUUCCACAAAUGUAGAUGCCAGCUUAGAUAAUUUGUUUCCUUCGACUAAACUAGAGACAAAAGCAGAUUUUAUGGACAAAUCAGUCAGAGCUAUGAGUAGAAAAGAGGAACCUCUGUGGAUUCAGGAGCAAGAGACUGAAAAUAUUUAUGUUGGAGUUGGACACACAAGUGCUUCUGCAUUUAUUUCAUAUGAGUGGCCUAGUGUAGCACCUGUUUUUUUCCCGUCCAUCAAUCCACAUAUUCCUGCUGCGACUGAUAGAUUACAUCUUGAUGUUGGUCACAACUGGCAUAAUCACAUUCGCCAACCUUUUGUACCCACAAUGCAUCAGGCAAGAAAUGCACGCAUUGAAGUUGGGUGCAGUCCGAUUUUCCCUAGGCCAUUGCCAAUGAGUUUGGAUUGGCCUCCAAUGGUUCGAAAUAAUUGUGGCCUGGCUCCAUCAUUUACCUAUAAUUAUGAUCCUGGGUUCAUUGCGAGGCGGCAGUCUGCUUUUCAGCCGACCUUCUCUGGUCAGAAUUAUAUGAAAGCCUUGGACAAUGAGAAGUAUUCUGGUGAUUCUUUGGAUUUGACUGAACUAGCCAAUAUGCAGGAAUUAGCUGAGGAAUGUGACAGCCACUGGCUAUCUGAGGAAGAAUUUGAGGUGCAUGCUGUUUCUGGGAUAGAUUACAAUCAGCACUUCGGCGGCGGAGUGAUGUAUUGGAAUCCCUCUGAUCAUCCGGGAACAAGUUUCUCUCGACCUCCUUCACUUAGUUCUGAUGAUAGCUCAUGGGCUUGGCGUGAAGCAGAUAUGAAGAGGGCUGUUGAUGACAUGGUUGCCUUUUCUUCUUCUUACAGUACAAAUGGUUUGACUUCACCAACUGCCGCUUCCUUUUGUUCUGCUUUUGAUCCUUUGGGGCCUGGACAUCAAGCACUUGGUUAUGUGGCGCCAGCCAAUGAUGUACAUGGCAAAGUGCUGCAUUCGUCAACGACAAUAGAUGCUGUAUCAGAAGAUGAUGUCUCAGGAUGUUUGUCUAAUAUAUCUGCUGAUAUUGAAGGGAAGCCGGGAGAUUCACUCCCCUAUCCUAUUUUGCGUCCUAUCAUUAUACCAAAUCUAUCAAGGGAAGGAUCAAGAUCUGAUUUCAAGCGUAAUCAUGAUCACAAAAGCCCGUGUCUUCCCACUAGUAGGCGGGAGCAGCAACGGAUAAAACGCCCACCAUCACCUGUAGUUCUUGGUGUUCCACGAGCUCCGCGUCUGCCUCCACCGUCUCCUGUGAGUGACUCUAGAAAACAUAGGGGUUUUCCUACAGUUAGAUCUGGGAGCUCCAGCCCAAGGCAUUGGGGUAUGAGAGGUUGGAAUCAUGAGGGAACUAACUUGGAGGAAGCUUGUACACGUGUGGAUGGAGCUGAAGUUGUUUGGCCUUCUUGGAGGAAUAAAAGUCUUUCAGGCUGCACAAUGAUUCAGCCUCUUUCUGGAUCUUUGCUGCAAGAUCGCCUUAUUGCAAUGUCCCAGCUAACCCGAGAUCAAGAACAUCCAGAUGUGGCAUUACCACUGCAACCACCAGAAUUGCAGUGUGCUACUCGAAAGGCAUCCCUCUCCCUGAUGUACAGUCUCCUACAUAAUGAAAUUGAUUCAUUCUGCAAGCAGGUUGCUGCAGAGAAUAUGGGUCAGAAACCUUACAUUAAUUGGGCAGUCAAGCGGGUCACACGGUCUCUCCAAGUAUUGUGGCCUAGGUCAAGGACAAAUAUCUUUGGUUCAAAUGCAACAGGUUUGGCACUUCCAACCAGUGAUGUGGAUCUAGUGGUUUGUCUUCCUCCAGUAAGGAAUCUGGAACCAAUCAAAGAAGCUGGGAUUUUGGAAGGCCGUAAUGGUAUCAAAGAAACUUGCCUUCAGCAUGCAGCCAGGUAUCUUGCUAAUCAGGAGUGGGUGAAAACUGAUUCUCUUAAAACCGUGGAAAAUACUGCUAUACCUAUCAUUAUGCUUAUGGUCGAAGUUCCCCGCUAUUUGAUUGCCUCUGCUGUUUCUAAUGUUCAAUCACCAAAGGAGGAGCCAACUUGUUUGACUUGUGACAAUGGUAACAACAACACUCUCUCCGGUGCAACUGGUUUUGAAGACUCUGCAUCACCAAAAUGCUCUCAGAGCAAUGAUGAUAAUUUAGAUGAUGUGAAGUCAGUUCGCAUUGAUAUCAGUUUCAAGUCCCCGUCACAUACAGGACUUCAAACUACUGAACUGGUCAAAGAGCUUACGGAGCAAUUUCCAGCUGCCACACCUCUUGCUUUGGUACUGAAACAGUUCCUGGCAGAUCGUAGCCUGGACCGAUCCUACUCUGGUGGCUUAAGUUCCUAUUGCUUGGUGAUAUUGAUUACACGUUUUCUGCAGCAUGUGCAUCAUCUUGGCAAACCUAUUAAUCAAAAUUUUGGAAGCCUUCUGAUGGAUUUCCUUUACUUCUUUGGGAAUGUUUUUGAUCCUCGCCAAAUGCGUAUUUCAGUACAGGGGAGUGGAGUGUACAUAAAAAGGGAAAGAGGUCAUAGCAUUGAUCCAAUACACAUUGACGAUCCUCUUUUCCCGAUGAAUAAUGUGGGGAGAAAUUGUUUUCGGAUACAUCAGUGUAUCAAGGCAUUUUCUGAGGCUUAUUCUAUCUUGGAGACUGAGCUCACUUGCCUUCCUGAUGAUGGUGAUACCAGUUCAGUGCUGCCACCAUACAGGCUGCUUUCAAAAAUCAUCGCAAGCAUAAAUUUGUCAUAAGAAAAUUUUAAGGCAUUUUAUGUGAGUGGAAGACUGGAAGGAAAAGCGAUUGCUGAUAAGUAGAUUGAUCAUAUAAAGGCGCACAAUUUUUAUUCCAAGGGUUGCUAAAGAUACUCUCUUCAUUCAAAGAAAAGGGGUGAAAAGUUUUUGGUUGCUGCUUAAACCUGCAGUUAAUCAACAGAGAUUGAGAAUGUUUUUCGGAGUCUGGAUUGCAAGAGUCAGAAACUCUACUCCUUGAUUGUGGUUGCUAUUUAUCUCAUGCUAUGCUCCGACACUUUUUGUAUUAAUUGACAGAAUGGAUAUUUGACAAGUCAACGUCAUUUCUCCCCCUCUAUUGGAAUAGUGACCAUGACGCUCGGGCUCAACUUUCUCAGGAUGCCGAUGGUCCAAAUAAUUCCUGAACAACAGAAAAUUUGUCAAAAAUUGAGCACACUUGCAAGUGGGUAAUCUCCUGAUAUUAUUACUAGAAUCCAACAUCAUUUGUUGUUGUGACCCAAGUCUGAGUUGAGAUGAAGAGUUGACAAGAAGAGAACUUGUGUUUACUGGGUUUUCCGUCAGAGUUGGAGUAGCUUUACUCUUUUAGAAGUUGCUACAUGCCAGGUACAGCCCAUCUCUGGUGAUGCCAUAAUGAAUGAUCUAGGAUUUAUAGGAUAUUUGGGAAAAAUAUGAUCAAUAUGUUCACUUGAGCAACUGCACGCGAGAAAGCAUGCUAGGAUUUAAAGGAUGUUUGGGAAAAGGAUGAUCAAUAUGUUCACUUGAGCAACUGCUCUCGAGAAAGCAUGAAGGCUUGCCCCCCAUUGCUCGAGUUAAUCUGAUUCUCCUACUAGAAAAGAAACUGAAACUCAGCUUCACCAGAACUGACAUGGCAUCAAAAUACAACCUUAAUUUGCAGCUCGUGGCUUCAUUCAAUUCUAUUGGCAGCUUUGAAUGGUGCUGAUAAUGUGCGGCUGCCAGUGUCAGCUACGGCAUAUGCAUGUUCUUUUGUUGGCUGCUCUUUGGCCGCAGGUUAGAUGCUGUCUUCUCAGAUCGAAUCUUAGUUCUGUGGUAGGUUCAAAUAUGUGAGAUCCUUCAUGUCUGCAGAUUCUGUUGCUGGAGAAAUUAUUUUGGGAGAAGUCCUUGCAGUUUCAGUUUGAUUUGGCUGGCAUUCUGUGAUAACCAGAUUAAAUAAUAACCCCUCUUGCGUUGAGAUGUAGGAAAUAUCAUUCCAAUACUAAUUGAUCAAACCAUGCAUACAUAUGAGAGUUAAAAAACCUAACAUGAAUUUUGAGGGUUAAAGUGUUUUAAAAUUUCA
Tripterygium wilfordii is the source of this 6200-nucleotide messenger RNA. Its product is annotated as SPX domain-containing protein 3-like. Bases 152 to 4909 code for a protein of 1585 amino acids. NCBI's taxonomy places the organism in Eukaryota, Viridiplantae, Streptophyta, Magnoliopsida, Celastrales, Celastraceae. Gene Ontology annotation, molecular function: poly(A) RNA polymerase activity; mRNA binding. The transcript is spliced from 20 exons. Gene Ontology annotation, cellular component: TRAMP complex; nucleolus. Gene Ontology annotation, biological process: cellular response to phosphate starvation; RNA 3'-end processing. The record is from RefSeq and is a predicted model, not a curated record.